GUGCUAAGUACUGAGUGGAGGAGAGAGAUGGAGGCAGACGCUGCAAGGGAAAAAAAAAGUCUGAUUAAAAAGGGCCCUUUCAUUCCACAGGCACAAAAAUCCACAGCCAGGAAUUUGCUACCACCUCUGAGUCAGGCAGGGGGUGGGGGUGGGGUACACAAUCCCAUUAGUAGAGAAUGUGCAGUGGGUUUAGUCUGUGAGAGUCACAUUUCUUAUUUGGACCAGUGUAGACAGGAGUAAACCCAGCUCACUUGUUUCCUGGGACAGCUAAGGGAUGGCUUUCGCAGAGCAUUCACCGCUGACCCCUCACCGUCGGGACCUCUGUAGCCGCUCUAUCUGGCUAGCAAGGAAGAUUCGUUCAGACCUGACUGCUCUUACGGAAUCUUAUGUGAAGCAUCAGGGCCUGAACGAGAACAUCAACCUGGAUUCUGUGGAUGGGGUGCCAGUGGCAAGCACUGAUCAGUGGAGUGAGCUGACCGAGGCAGAGCGACUCCAAGAGAACCUUCAAGCUUAUCGUACCUUCCAUGUUUUGUUGGCCAGGCUUUUAGAAGACCAGCAGGUGCAUUUUACCCCAACCAAAGGUGACUUCCAUCAAGCUAUACAUACCCUUCUUCUCCAAGUUGCUGCCUUUGCAUACCAGAUAGAGGAGUUAAUGAUACUCCUGGAAUACAAGAUUCCCCGCAAUGAGGCUGAUGGGAUGCCUUUUAGUUUUGGAGAUGGUGGUCUCUUUGAGAAGAAGCUGUGGGGCCUAAAGGUGCUGCAGGAGCUUUCACAGUGGACAGUGAGGUCCAUCCAUGACCUUCGUGUCAUUUCUUCUCAUCAGACUGGGAUCCCAGCACGUGGGAGCCAUUAUAUUGCUAACAACAAGAAUGUGUAGCAGCCCCUUCUCCCUUGCUUUCUCUUCUAAUGGAGUACAGAUAGUUACCUGGGGCUUCGCUUUCGCAUCUUAAAUUUCUGAAAACGAUUAAGACUACAGGCACUUUCUUUCUUUCUUCUCUGACCACCUGCAGCCUGUUGAAGGACUACAGGCAUUUUCAUCAAGUAACAUUGGAGACAUACACAAAUGGGCAUACAAGUUUAGCCUGGGGGGUGUGAUUGUGUGCACGCGUGCACGUGCUACAGGUGUAAGAGUGGGAGCAGGGACAACGUCCUUCCACUUCAGGGUUCUAAUCUUUCUAACCCUCUAAGUAACCUCUACAGGCAUUUAACAGCCUUACAGACAGAAUAUACAUAUGUUAAUUCUAGUUCUGGAUGACUCGGUCUGAGAAGAUUCAAUUUAAAAUCAGACUCUUUAGUCGAUUUAAACUCUUAAGAGAAUAAAAAUAAUAAUGGCUAACUUUUAUUAUCUACUAUAUUGAGGCAAUAUGCCAAGGGUCUUUAUGUAUAUUAUGUACAGCUUUUACAACCUUGUGAACAAGGUGGUGGUGCUCCCAUUCAGUAGAUGAGAAAACAGGCUCACAGAGAUUUGGUUAAGCUCACACAACUAACAAGUGGCACACAGAGUUUGAACACAGAUCAUUCUUGUAAAGCCUAUGUGCCUUGCACUUUAGAGGCUUGGUGAUGAAUCACUGCACCUCUUUGUCACAGGGUGUUGGAAGAUGCAUCCAUGUAAUCUGUUCCCGUCGCUGGAAAACAGCUGCCAUUAGAUGUCCUCAGAAGUCAGUUGCGAAUUUUAGCGUUAAAAGUCAGGAUUUGUUUUUCAUACUUGGCAGUGAAGAGGGCAGCUGGAGAUCUUAAGAUUCCAUUUUGGAAAAUGAUUAGGCCCACCACACUUCUGAACUUUGGAAGCUGGGGAUGUUUAGUAAUACAGCCUGAUUUUAAAGUGCUCACUAAAUGUUCUCGAAUAUUGGGUUGGGCACAGCUUAUACCAGGUUACCUCACUUUUAAUUAGUGACGCAGGCAGUGUAACCCAAGCAUUUGUGAACAAUGAGUGGAAUACUAAAGUUAAAAAGUCAUCAAACUUUCACCUCAAAUUAUCUGGACUUAGUCAUGAGGAGAGGGUGAGGCCCACUCUGUUCCUACUGGAGAUACCAGAGACUCUGAAACUAUACAGUAAAGCUUCUGUGCUG
Messenger RNA from Mandrillus leucophaeus (drill), 2069 nucleotides. It is a transcript of the gene CNTF, whose product is annotated as ciliary neurotrophic factor. The coding region runs from base 275 to 877 and encodes 200 amino acids. The transcript is spliced from 2 exons. Lineage: Eukaryota; Metazoa; Chordata; Mammalia; Primates; Cercopithecidae. Gene Ontology annotation, molecular function: ciliary neurotrophic factor receptor binding; growth factor activity; cytokine activity. The record is from RefSeq and is a predicted model, not a curated record. Gene Ontology annotation, cellular component: axon. Gene Ontology annotation, biological process: negative regulation of neuron apoptotic process; positive regulation of axon regeneration; astrocyte activation.